Molecule: messenger RNA, 570 nt
Organism: Camellia sinensis
Lineage: Eukaryota; Viridiplantae; Streptophyta; Magnoliopsida; Ericales; Theaceae
Source: RefSeq, a predicted model, not a curated record
AUGGCGCAGGAUGUGCCCCAAUCCAAGCCCAAAGGAGCUGGAGUUGUCACUUCUUCCACUGCUCUUACCACUUCAAUUCCUGUGCCUACCACCAUACAGUCUACUCCUGCUGCCUCCACUCCUCCUAGAGUUACUCGGGCUACCUCGAAGAAAAGUUGUGCGGGUGCUUCACAGGGAGAUUCUCCUCAGAAGACCCAAGCUUUAACUCUUCUCAGGAGUAAACAGCAAAAGAAGAAAAGGAAACUUUUACCUGAUCCUGAAAAGGAAGCACCUGAAACAACUGCCAGAGUAGUGGCAGAGGAACUCACUUCUGAGGAAUCUGAAUCCCAGAUUGAAGAGAGAGAAAUUGAGAAGGAGCAGAGAGUUGAAAAAAGGCGGCAGCAACAACUGUUAAAAGAUGAAGAUUCUGCUGCUGUUGCAAUCCACAGAGAAACUGCAAGGAGGCAGCAUAUUGCUGAGCACUAUUCUCUUCGCAGCCCUCCCAUUGUUGCUACCACUUCUGAAACAACAACAACUACUGGGCCUAUUCUUUCAAUAAAGACUCCCUCAGUUUCAGUUGAAGUGGAAUAA